UCCUUUAUGUCAUAUAUAAAAUUGUCAAAUCUAAUAACCUGAAUCAUUAGAUGAUUAAGUUUUAUUUAUAACAAAUUAAGAAUUACCUUUCUUUUAACACCAAAGUACUGUACUAAGUACUAGUUACCGAUUUUUCAGUGAAGUAAAUAUAGUAAAUAAAGGAAGUAUGUCUGAUGUUGGAUCAGCCCUGCCUUCAGCGGCACCUUCAGCCGCUAAUGUAGGUGAUGAGCAGAGGUCUAGUGCAGCUGUUGGUUCAGGCACAGAGGAGAAAGUGUAUGGAGGUUGCGAAGGACCAGAUGCUAUGUAUGUAAAGCUAGUGUCAUCAGAUGGACACGAGUUCAUUGUGAAACGGGAGCAUGCUCUCACAUCUGGUACUAUUAAGGCCAUGCUUAGUGGACCCGGCCAGUUCGCUGAAAAUGAGGCCAAUGAAGUCAACUUCAGAGAGAUACCGUCGCACGUCUUACAAAAGGUGUGCAUGUACUUUACAUACAAGGUUCGCUACACAAACUCCUCAACAGAGAUUCCGGAAUUCCCCAUCGCUCCAGAAAUCGCUCUCGAACUGCUCAUGGCUGCUAAUUUCCUCGACUGUUAAUUCAUGUAGCAUCGGAAUAAAGUUAUAUGUCUUUUUUUAA
This is a messenger RNA of Nymphalis io (European peacock), 632 nucleotides long. It is a transcript of the gene EloC, whose product is annotated as elongin-C. The record is from RefSeq and is a predicted model, not a curated record. Gene Ontology annotation, biological process: ubiquitin-dependent protein catabolic process. Bases 167 to 592 code for a protein of 141 amino acids. Gene Ontology annotation, cellular component: elongin complex. Lineage: Eukaryota; Metazoa; Arthropoda; Insecta; Lepidoptera; Nymphalidae. Gene Ontology annotation, molecular function: protein-macromolecule adaptor activity. The transcript has 4 exons.